Molecule: messenger RNA, 988 nt
Organism: Paramacrobiotus metropolitanus
Lineage: Eukaryota; Metazoa; Tardigrada; Eutardigrada; Parachela; Macrobiotidae
Exons: 4
Coding region: 191-784 (197 amino acids)
Cellular component (GO): extracellular region
Molecular function (GO): chitin binding
Source: RefSeq, a predicted model, not a curated record
UAAAGCCGGGAGGUACUUUGCCUAGUUAGUCACGACCCAUUCGCGGUGACCAAUGCUUGGACAAUCUCAUUUUGACAGAACGAUGCGCUUUAUAAGGCUCUCUACUGUCGCUAUCUUGUCAGUCAGUUGUUGAGCAAUCAUCUCUGUUAUCUAAGAGUUUCCUGCCUGCUAUCCGCCACCGUUUACAACCAUGUCCACCUGGAAUAGUCUCAUCCUGGCGGUGUCUUGCGCCGCCGCCCUGGUUACCGCCGCACCGCCUGGACCGACGGAAACCCAACAGCCGGCCAAGAUGCAGCUGCACGUCAGCGCCGGUCAUCCCAAUACACCGACCAAUCACCACAACCCUCCUCCUUCCAAUCCCGUCGUCGUGCCCAAUCCCAACAUUAACCAGCAGAGCCAUCAUGAAGCGGGUCCAGUGGCGGCUGGAGCGACCAACUAUGAAUCCUAUUCUCCAGGCUACAGUGGUGGCGGUAGCAAUUAUGGUGGCGGUGCGGAAUACAGCAGUGACAAUUAUGGAUUUGAUUGUUAUGGAAAGAAGCCCGCUCUUUAUGGCGAUGCCAAUUAUGACUGCAGGAUAUACCAUGUAUGCCAAGCCGAUGGACGAUCGGACACAAUUAAGUGUCCAAAGUGGACAAGAUUUAACAACUACCUGGGCAUCUGUGACUGGCACUUUAAGGUGGACAAUUACUGCAACCCUCUGCCCGAUUACAAAGGUGAUGGUUAUGGAUCUGGCUACAGCCAAGGCGGUUCUGGAGGCUAUCAACAAGGCGGCGGUGGAUAUUAAUUAUGUGGUUUUCACUUGAUCUCACUGCCAAAAUAUUAUGUGGUCAUUCCUAAAAGCCGAAAUAGUCUCUUUUGUAGUAGCGAAUUUUUUUGAUAUGCGUUUCACUAUCGGUGUACGUUACUUACCAAAAUCUGCGUCUAACUGCCGUCACCCGAAAAGAUUUCGGUAAUUUAUUUGUCAGGCAUAUGUGAUAAAUCAACAAUU